AGCCUCGCAGGUGGUUGUCCCGGUUACAGGGAAGACGGAGACGUGGCAGCAGAGCUCGAGCUGUUGGUGUUGGGUUCGUUUGUGGCCGUUACUCCACCACUUGUGUCUGUCCGAUAUGUACCGUUAUGGCACUUUGCUCUUUUACACGCUGGUUUGCACUAUUGUCUUCAAUCAUAUUUCCGCGAAAGUAGCUGAAGAAGUAAAGAUAGAAGUUCUGUACCGGCCAGAAAAUUGCCCUGUGAAGAGCAAACGUGGAGAUGCUCUUAAUGCUCAUUAUGAUGGUUACUUAGAAGACGGGACGCAGAUUUAUUGCAGUCGUACAAGCAAUGAUGGCCAUCCUAAGUGGUUUGUACUUGGUGCUGGGCAAGUAAUAAAAGGAUUAGACAUUGGUAUGGAUGAUAUGUGUGAAGGGGAAAAAAGAAAAGUAACUAUACCACCUUCCCUGGCAUUUGGAGCAAUUGCUAGAGAAAAGAUACCCCCGAAUUCAAUCUUGAUUUUCGAAAUCGAACUUUAUGCAGUGAGACGAGGACCACGAAGUGUGGAAUCUUUUCGGAUCAUUGAUUUGGAUGGUGAUAAAAAACUUUCCCGGGAUGAGCUAAAGUUAUAUUUGCAGGACGAGUUUAAGAGAGAUAGUAGGAUCAAAGAUUCUGCCCACAAAGAUCGUGUCCUCACUGAUAUUUUCCUAAAGAAUGAUCAAGAUGGAGAUGGCUACAUUUCUGCCAGAGAGUAUAAUGUUCUUCAGCAUGAUGAACUGUAGCAUUUCUGCACCAAGACUUGCAUGUACCUAACUAAAAUGCAGUAAUUCCACUAAUUAUUUUUUAAAACAACUUUUCUUGCUACUUCAGAACAUUGUGUUUAUCAGAGUCUCUUUCUUGAUGUAUUGAAGUCAUUUUUAAGUCCGAAGUAGAGAUUCUGGAAUCACUCCAAUUUGUAUUCAGGAAAUUGUGGACUGUACUAUGACCAUUCAAAUAAAUAUUUUAAAAUGAA
Messenger RNA from Hemiscyllium ocellatum (epaulette shark), 987 nucleotides. It is a transcript of the gene fkbp7, whose product is annotated as FKBP prolyl isomerase 7. NCBI's taxonomy places the organism in Eukaryota, Metazoa, Chordata, Chondrichthyes, Orectolobiformes, Hemiscylliidae. The record is from RefSeq and is a predicted model, not a curated record. Gene Ontology annotation, molecular function: peptidyl-prolyl cis-trans isomerase activity; calcium ion binding. Bases 116 to 757 code for a protein of 213 amino acids. The transcript is spliced from 4 exons.